Tilletiopsis washingtonensis is the source of this 579-nucleotide messenger RNA. RefSeq names its product putative small G-protein Ras2. The transcript has 6 exons. Lineage: Eukaryota; Fungi; Basidiomycota; Exobasidiomycetes; Entylomatales. Gene Ontology annotation, molecular function: GTPase activity; GTP binding; GDP binding. Gene Ontology annotation, cellular component: plasma membrane. Bases 1 to 579 code for a protein of 192 amino acids. The record is from RefSeq and is a predicted model, not a curated record. Gene Ontology annotation, biological process: signal transduction.
AUGAGUGGCAAGAUGAUGAUCUACAAGCUCGUGGUGCUCGGCGACGGUGGUGUGGGCAAGACGGCGCUGACGAUCCAGCUGUGUCUCAAUCACUUCGUCGAGACGUACGACCCGACGAUUGAGGACUCGUACCGCAAGCAGACGGUCAUCGACGACCAGCCGUGCAUGCUCGAGGUGCUCGACACCGCCGGCCAGGAGGAGUACACUGCGCUGCGGGAUCAGUGGAUCCGGGAGGGCGAGGGCUUCCUGCUGGUGUACUCGAUUGCCGCACGCGCGACGUUCGAGCGCGUCGAGCGCUUCCGCGCACAGAUCUCACGGGUCAAGGACCAGGAGCCCAACACGGUGCCGAUCAUGCUCGUGGGCAACAAGUGCGACAAGGUGGCGGAGCGCGAGGUGUCGCGCGACGAGGGGCAGGCGCUGGCGAACCGGUUGGGCUGCAAGUUUGUCGAGUCGAGCGCAAAGACGUCGGUGAACGUGGAGCGGGCGUACUACACUGUCGUGCGCCACAUCCGGGAACAGCGCGACGGCAUCGCGGCCGGCACGCCAAAAAAGCCGAAGAAGCGGUGCAUGAUCCUAUGA